Molecule: messenger RNA, 786 nt
Organism: Salvia splendens (bonfire salvia)
Lineage: Eukaryota; Viridiplantae; Streptophyta; Magnoliopsida; Lamiales; Lamiaceae
Product: protein phosphatase 1 regulatory subunit SDS22-like
Exons: 3
Cellular component (GO): cytoplasm
Molecular function (GO): protein binding
Source: RefSeq, a predicted model, not a curated record
UUGCGCCUGUUUGCAGCCUCCUUGCCUAGUGGAAAUGGACGAACCUCAACACGAUGCAUCAGCGCCGUCGACCUCCAACUGCAGACACGCUGGAGGAUAUCUCACACGCACACUGUCAUCCGGUCCUUGACUACUAACUCGAGCGUGGCUCAUAUCACAGGCCUCGGACUUGCAGCCAUUCCCUCGAUUUCGCAGUUUUCCAGCCUUCGAUCGGUCAACUUGUCCUGCAAUCUUAUAGUUCGUAUAACUCCGGGAUCUCUACCAAAGGGUCUUCAUGUUCUUAACCUAUCAAGGAACAACAUAAGCACGAUCGAGGGUCUGAGGGACUUGACUCGUCUCCGCGUGCUUGACCUCAGCUACAGCCGGAUCUCCAGAAUCGGUCAAGGGAUGUCGAACUGCACUCUCGUGAAAGAGCUCUAUCUUGCCGGGAACAAGAUAAGCACGGUGGAAGGUCUGCACCGGCUCUUGAAGCUGACCGUGCUCGACUUGAGCUUCAACAAGAUCACCGCAGCGAAGGGACUAGGCCAGCUCGUAGCGAAUUACAGCUCCCUCAUAGCGGUGAAUCUACUUGGGAAUCCGGUCCAGAGCAACAUGAGCGACGAGCUGAUGAGGAAGACGGUGUGCAGCCUGCUCCCGAAGCUCGCGCUGCUCAACAGGCACCCGGUGAACCCACAGAAGGCGCGAGAGAUACGCGUGGACUCCAGUGCAAAAGCUGCCCUCGGAGGCGACAGCGGGGGCUUCAUCGUCGUCUCGGAGAAGCAACGCUGCCGUCGGCACCGGCCAUAA